This is a messenger RNA of Trichosporon asahii var. asahii CBS 2479, 1515 nucleotides long. RefSeq lists its product as uncharacterized. The record is from RefSeq and is a predicted model, not a curated record. Lineage: Eukaryota; Fungi; Basidiomycota; Tremellomycetes; Trichosporonales; Trichosporonaceae. Gene Ontology annotation, cellular component: membrane. The coding region runs from base 1 to 1515 and encodes 504 amino acids. Gene Ontology annotation, biological process: transmembrane transport. Gene Ontology annotation, molecular function: transmembrane transporter activity. The transcript is spliced from 3 exons.
AUGGCUACCGUGAACACUCUCGACAAGGACCAGAAGCCGAUGGAGUUUGCAGAGUCGAAGCACCUCGAGCGCUAUGAUUCGGACGAGAAGACACCCUCGAUCGUGGAGGCCGCCCCCGUGGGCGGUGCCAACAACCUCGACGUCGGCUUCGCCGCCGAGGAGGUCAAGCGCAUCACGAAGAAGAUCGACUACCGCCUCAUCCCCGUGCUCUCUAUGAUGUAUGCGAUCUCGCUGAUUGACCGUACCAACCUCGCCAUCGCCCGUUCUGCGAACGAAGUUAAGAUGGACCGCGACCUCGGCACCAACCAAGGCGACCGCUACUCGAUUAUCACGCUUGUGUUCUUCAUCCCUUACAUCAUUUUCGAGAUCCCUUCGCAGUUCGGACUCCGAAAGUUCGGCGCGAAGAUCUGGCUCGGUUCCGCCGUCGUUCUCUGGGGAGUUGUCAUGCUGUGUAUGGGUUUCGUUCCCAACUGGUAUGGCCUCGCUGCUCUCCGCGCUGUCCUCGGUAUCUUCGAGUCAGCCCUCUUCCCCGGUGCUGCUUACUUGAUCUCCUGCUGGUACCCCCGCAAGGACAUGGGUCUGCGCAACUCGGUCUUCUACAUCACCUCUGCGUGUGCUGGAUCCUUUGCCAAGCUUCUCGGAUGGGUUUUCUCUCUGCUCGACGGCAAGGGAGGCCGCUCCGGCUGGCGCUGGAUUUUCAUCAUUUACGGCGUCGUCACGAUCGUGAUCGGCCUGCUUGCGUACCUCCUCAUCACCGACUUCCCGGACAAGGCCAAGUUCCUGACCGAGGACGAGCGCCACAUUGUCAUCACCCGCAUUGAGCGCGACCGUGCCGACUCCAAACCCGACCCGCUCACCUACUCCAAGAUGCUCAAGUACGCCAUGAUGUGGCAGCCUUGGAUCUUCGCCCUCAUGUUCAUGAGCAUGACGACGGCUACGUACUCCCUUGCUUAUUUCCUUCCUACGAUCCUCGCGACAAUGGGCUUCGACAACGUCCAGUCGCUCGUUCUUGGCACGCCGGCGUACUUCUGGGCAAUCAUUCCUUCUGUCAUCUCGGGCCGCGUUGCCGACAAGGUCAAGGGCGCCCGCUCGUGGGUCAUCGUCUUCAACGCGACCUGUCUCCUCGUCGGCACCUGCAUGUACUCGCAGCUCGCCAAGAGCCAGAAGGCUGCUCGCUUCGCCGGCAUCUUCCUCGCGGUCGGCGGUGCCAACGCAUCUAUUCCGCUUAUCAUUUCGUGGCAGCACACCGCCAUCCGCUCGCAGUCCCUCCGUGCCUACUGCUCUGCGCUCACCGUCGCCUUCGGUGGCAUCGGUGGUAUUAUCGGCUCGACUGUCUUCAUGCAGAAGGAGCAGAAGCAGGGCUACCCCUCCGGUGUCUACACCUCCCUUGGCCUCAUGGUCUUCUGUAUCCUUGCCGCCAUUGGCCUGCAGUUCUACUACCGUGUUCAGAACCGCAAGGCGGACCGCGGCGAGCUCAUCAUCAACGACCACGAGGAGUUCCGCUACCAGCCUUAA